UAAAUUUCCAUUUUUCUUUUUAUUUAUUGAAUACAAUAGAAAAAAAAAACCAUUGACAAAAAUUCAAGGUACAUUAUAAGCGAAGACAAUAUUGUUGUAGUGACUUGUUAGAUCUAUUUCACCUAUCACAUUUAGUGAAAUUCACAUCUCGUUGACGUUGCUUUCGCAUUUCAUUAUUUCUCGGCUUGUAACGUUUGGAAUUAGCAUUUUGCUUGUUGUUUUUGUUUGAUUUGUUCAUCUUUUUUUGCGUUUUAUUUUUGGUUGAUUUCAGGAUCACAAUAGACAAAAGUAUCGUUUAGUAUGUCGUUUCAAAAGUUUCCCCGUCAUUUACUAUCCAUUGGUGAUUUGAGUCGUCAAGAGCUCUUGAAGCUAAUUACUCGUUCUGCUGAAAUUAAACAUGAGUCCAAAAGAAGAUUUGCCAACAGAGAAAACUGUCAACUCGGUGGACUCGAAGGUCAAAAUAUCGCCAUGAUUUUCAACAAACGCAGUACACGCACUCGUGUCUCUGUCGAAACCGGUGUUAAUAGUCUCGGCGGAACGCCCAUGUUUUUGGGAAAAGAGGACAUCCAACUGGGUGUGAAUGAGUCCUUCUAUGAUACGUCCAAGGUGGUUUCUAGUAUGGUUGCAGGCAUCGUUGCUCGUGUUAGCAAGUAUGACGACGUAGCCAGUCUGGCCAAACAUGCUUCUUGCCCUGUCAUCAAUGGUCUUUGUGAUACCUUCCAUCCUUUACAGGCAUUAGCCGAUUUGCUCACCAUCCAAGAGGCCUUUGGUAGUUUCAAGAACUUGAAGCUCGCCUGGAUCGGUGAUGCCAACAACGUCUUGCAUGACUUGAUGAUUGCUUGUGCUAAGGUUGGUAUCGAAACAAGCAUCGCCAAUCCAAAGGAUGUCAAGAUUCGUAGCGACAUUCUUGAUAUGGUCCAUGAAAGCUCCAAAGAAUCAAAUUCAAAGUUUUCUGUCGGCAAUGAUCCUGCAACUGCUGCCAAAAAUGCAGACAUUGUGGUUACGGAUACUUGGAUUUCCAUGGGUCAAGAGGCUGAACGUCAAGUUCGUCUCAAACAAUUUGCUGGUUUCCAGGUUACGGAGAAGAUUAUGCAGCUAGCAAAACCUCACUGUAAAUUUAUGCAUUGCUUGCCCCGUCACCCAGAGGAAGUCUCGGAUGCUGUGUUUUACGGACCAAACAGUUUAGUAUUCCCAGAAGCUGAAAACCGUAAGUGGACAACCAUAGCUGCAUUAGAAGCUUUGAUCGUCAACCGUGGUGAGAUUUAAUGGUUGUCUACAUCCAUUUUUGGAUCAAAAAUUCCCUACAUAAAAAGCUAAUAUUAUCUUUGAUUUUCCAGUCAUGGAUACACAAAAUAUUUAAAAGCAAAUGUGCAAUUUAUAAAUACCGCUUUGAUGCAUUCUUGUUGUUCUUACAUUUAUAUUUUGAUAAUUAAAUAUUAAAUUGGAAAAAAAUAAAAUAAAAUAAAAUAUAAUAUAAUUCACUAGUG
This is a messenger RNA of Schizosaccharomyces octosporus yFS286, 1487 nucleotides long. Its product is annotated as ornithine carbamoyltransferase Arg3. NCBI's taxonomy places the organism in Eukaryota, Fungi, Ascomycota, Schizosaccharomycetes, Schizosaccharomycetales, Schizosaccharomycetaceae. Gene Ontology annotation, biological process: L-citrulline biosynthetic process. The record is from RefSeq and is a predicted model, not a curated record. Gene Ontology annotation, cellular component: mitochondrion. Gene Ontology annotation, molecular function: amino acid binding; ornithine carbamoyltransferase activity. The transcript has a single exon. Bases 301 to 1266 code for a protein of 321 amino acids.